CGUUGCUCUCUAUUCUCUCUGUUGUACCUCGUGCGGUAGCCCUUAGCAACCACGUGGCUUGUUUAUUAGAAAGCAAACUUUUACAUCAUUAGCAGUGAAAAGUUUAUAGAUUCUCUAAACAAAAAAUGGAUAAUCGAACGAAACUUACCCUCCACGGAAUAAAUUGCAACGGGAAUACUCCGGAUCAGCCGGUACCGCCUGGUUCCGAGCCAACUUCAGCACAGCUGCUGGAACGGUUGUUAAGCAAAACUCACCCGAAAGAAAACCGCUGGGACCGUAUCAGGCGGAAGCACCUAAAUAACAUAACAGUCACAUCGAAAACAGUGAAGCGAUUCUUCAAUAUGGAUUUUGUCGACGAAAGCCAAAUGCGAAUUCUGAACGGUGAUGGACCGCAGCAGCGAUCCGCAUUGAAUCCGGUAUUGGUGAUGGACAUCAGGCAUGAAAUGAUCAAACGUAAACCUAAGACAGCACAUAGCAAACCAUCAGCAGAUCCUGUACGAGCAUACCAGCAAGAAGCACUCAAUAACCACAAACGGGUGAUCGAGUCGACUCUGUUCGAGAACGAGUUGAAUAAAUUUCGCAAAGAAAUGACCAAAAAUGGAACCAACGUGAAGAAGAAUCAAGUCAGCGAACAGAAGAAAAGUUACCUAUACAUCGAUUUGCCCAAAAUCGACAAUAGUUUUAUCUAUGAAAGCUUGGAUGAAUGCGAAAAGUUUACCAACGACUUCUACGAAAGUGCAAUACGCGGAACGGAUAGUUUUAUCGAAGAGUUGCGCCAAGAGAAGCUGAUGAUGUUCAAAGAGCCAGCCACAAUCGAGGAAAUCCGAGAGGAAACGGACGCUCUGCAGAAAAAAUAUUCGGAACGAACCAACGGAGACGAUGACGAACGCAACGGCGAUAGUCUAGCUGAAGAAGAGGAAGAUGAAAAUAAGAUCGUCCGUUUCGGAGAUACCCAAGUGAUCACAUACCCUGCUGAGGAAUCAUCGUUUUCGCUUGACGGUUCCGAUUAUGACUUUGACGAUAACGAACUAUUCCUUGAGUCACUCGAUUCGGACUUGGACGAGUUCGACGAUGCUGAGUUCUUAUCCACUGAGAGUGAACAAACCCAAGAUGAACCGGUGCCGAAGAUUUUCAACACUGAUUCAAGUGAUGAUUGUUUUACGGUAACUCGAAUUGAAGACUCUGGCGGAUCGUCUAAGGACGAUAGUGCUGAUUUCGGAAAAGAAAAACUCACAUAUAACUACGACGAAGUUGAGGUUGUUGAGGAACCCAUCAUUCCUCUGGAAGAAGGAGACCUAAUAAUGGUGAAGCGCUGCGAAAUGGAGGAAAAAGACUACAGUAAGCUGCUUGUUACGAACUACCGCCCAGGGGAAACUCUGCCAAAUGAUGAUAAAUUGGAAAUAUCUGAAGAAUCUCGCAAAGUAAUCAGCGCCGCGCUCAAAGAAGGUUUUAUGCAAAACUACGAUCGCGCUCUGCUUAAGCAAUAUUUUUUUAAGUGGCUGCAGUAUACUAUUCUGGAGAAAAUCUCCAAAGGAGCUGGGAUAACGUCAACGCGAGAACAAAAGUUGAAAAGAAUAAACGACUUCAUAAACAACAUUCGUGCGAACAAGAAGAAAGCUUCCAAACCAAACGCCACAGUCACCCAGGUCAUCACUGUCAAGAAAGACUACGAGCACCGCAUGAAAGUCCAGCAGGACAUCAUUGAACUUCAGAAGCUCAAGUUGGAGCGACAGGAGCGUAUCAUUACCGAACUGAAAUUGUCCAAAUUUUCCGAAGCAGCGAAAAUAUCGAAAAUGGAAAUCCAAAGUGAAUUGCACAAGGCAAUGCGCACCGGCCACGUGCGGCUGCGUGCCAAAGCAAAAUGUAUUCAGAUUGUGGGCAACAUGAAGAACGACACAAGCGAAGAGGAUGAAAUGAGGAAACUGCAAGCGCAAGGUCUAAUGAUUCCGAAAUUUUUGGCGAAAAUGCAGGAGCGAGCCAUGGAACGUAGCCAACGCCACAUGGAAGCCAAAGAACGUCGAUUGCGACUGGAGAAGGAACGAGAAGAGUCCAAAAUGGCAGCAGAGGAAGCUAAACGCUUGGAAGACGAAGAAGCACGCAAGAAGCGCUACAGGGAGAUGCGCGAGAAACGGAAGUUGGAGAAGUUGCAAAAAAUCAUACGCGAACAGGAACGACAGGCCUGGAUCGCUAACAAUCAGAUAGCCAAGGAGUUUAGGCUACUGAAGCUGAAGCGAUUGGGAAUCAUGGCCUUCAAGCUACUACUGGGAAUACGAAGAGAUAACGAGAGACGUGCGAUGGUGGCGCGCAAGCGGUAUUACAAAAAGAAAUACUUCCGCAAAUGGUGGAUAUUGACCAAUUCUGUGUGGGAGAGUAAGAAAGAAAUGGCCAACGAAUUGGCUCACCGAAAACUGAUGAAGCUAGGAAUGAACAGCUGGAAAGAGUAUUGCCACGAGCAACGCAAGAAGAUGCAGGUCGCAAUGGACUGGUGGGAGGUUCGUCUAACUGAGAAGGUCAUCUCGGUGUGGAUUGGACGCACCAAACAGUCGCUGUUGAUUCUUCAAGGCAAAAUGUCCCAUGCCGCAGCGCAUUAUGAAUGGCAACUCAAAUGGAAGGUGUUCGAACGUUGGCAGCGGCUGCAUAUUAUUUUAAAAAUUGAGAAAGAGACGGAACAGCGUCGCCAAAGGUGGCGCAUGAAGAUCUGGGAACUAUUGCCGGAUUACAAACCAAUCGAAGAAGAAAUUUGAAAAGUCUGAUGUUUACACAUAACUACAAUACUGAGAGAAAGCUUUUUGAAUCAUUUUGAUUAGUAAGAAUUUAAAACAAGUGUUUUAGGGUGCCUAGGAUUUUGUAAAAUUUAGGAUGAACCUUCGCAUCACGGACCUGCUGCAUUUUUAUGAUGCUCUUUUUAAAUUUGGGCCACAUCGGUUGAUAUUUAUUUUAUUUGAUGUCGGGAAUAUCAUCAAAAUGUGUAAACAAUCGAGUUCAAUAAGUACUGGAGAAGUAGUGAAAAAAGUGUUAUCGCUCUACUCUGAUAGUAACCACAGAUUUUAUCCUUUAUUCAGUAAUAUGCUCACUCAAGAAUUCAGAUUUCAACAAUUGAAGUCUUCACAGCAUUUCGGACACGAGAACGCGUGUUCAUGUCCACAACAUUCUGAACACAGCUCACUGAGCACUUACUGGUACCCUGGAAAACAAAUUGAAAUGAAAGCAUUUUUCACAUUUUUCGUUUAGUAAAGUAAAACCCGGGACAUCUACGGAUGGAAAUCAAGCAUGCUCGUAUAUUUUUGCAUAGUUCCAAAUCUAUGGAGCUUUAGAUACCACGGUCGUUUUGCUUGCAUACUAACCCAGUGCACUCUGAAGUCUGAACUGUGUUCAAAGUUAACAACUAAGAACAUAAAGCUCAUUUGCUUAUGUUCCCCAUCGACCGAUUUGACUCGAAUCUUUAAAUGGCCGCGUGAUGUGAGGAAUACACCAUUCCAAAUCUGCCACAAGUCUGAUUUUAUGUAGCUUCAAAUAGUUUCGAUUUUAAAUGUU
Messenger RNA from Armigeres subalbatus, 3534 nucleotides. Its product is annotated as calponin homology domain-containing protein DDB_G0272472. The record is from RefSeq and is a predicted model, not a curated record. The transcript has 4 exons. Lineage: Eukaryota; Metazoa; Arthropoda; Insecta; Diptera; Culicidae. Bases 126 to 2744 code for a protein of 872 amino acids.